Acanthosepion pharaonis is the source of this 1557-nucleotide messenger RNA. NCBI's taxonomy places the organism in Eukaryota, Metazoa, Mollusca, Cephalopoda, Sepiida, Sepiidae. The record is from the annotation of a GenBank genome assembly.
AUGUGCCUGGGGUCCAAACUUGGCGGAAAUGGUCUGGAGUCCAGCAACUCUUCCUUUUCUCUUUCAGUACCUGAUCCUCUAAUUAUCAUUUACUUUCCUGUGCAUCUAUCUAUCUAUCUAUCUAUCUAUCUAUCUAUCUAUGUCAGUCUCAUCUUUCUGUCUUUCUUCCGUCCUUCCUUCUUUCUUUCUUUCACAGUCUUUCUUAUAUUAUUCAUCUAUCUAUCUAUCUAUCUAUCUAUCUUUCUAUCCAGUUUUCUUUCUUUUCUUUCUUUCUUUUCUUUCUUUCUAUCUUCAUUCUAUCUAUCUAUCUAUCUAUCUAUCUAUCGAUCUGAGUCUGUUUCAUCUUUCUUUCAUUCUAUCUAUCUAUCUAUCUAUCUAUCUAUCUAUCUAUCUAUCUAUCUAUGUCAGUCUCUUUCUUUCUUUCUUUCUUUCUUUCUUUCUAUUCUAUCUAUCUCUCUCUCUAUCUAUCUAUCUAUCAUAUCAUCUAUCUAUCUAUGUCAGUCUCGUCUUUCUGUCUUUCUUCUCGUCCUUCCUUCUUUUCUUUUUUUCACAUUCUAUUCUUUAUCUAUCUAUCUAUCUAUCUAUCUAUCUAUCUAUUUCUUUCUUUCUCUGUCAGUCUGUCUUUCUGUCUUUCUUCCGUCUAUCUAUCUUCUUUUCUUUCUUUUCAUUCUAUUCUUUAAUAUCUAUCUAUCUAUCUAUCAUAUCUAUCUAUCUAUUCAUCUAUAUCGGUCUCAUCUUUCUGUCUUCAUCUUUCUUUUUCUUUCUUUCUUUCUUUCUUUCUUUCACAUUUCUAUUCUUAUAUCUAUCUAUCUAUCUAUCUAUCUAUCUAUCUAUCUAUCUAUGUCAGUCUCAUCUUUCUGUCUUUCUUCCGUCCUUCCUUCUUUUCUUUCUUUCACAUUCUAUUCUUAUAUCUAUCUAUCUAUCUAUCUAUCUAUCUAUCUAUCUAUCUAUCUAUCUAUCUAUCUAUGUCAGUCUCAUCUUUCUGUCUUUCUUCCGUCCUUCCUUCUUUUCUUUCUUUCACAUUCUAUUCUUAUAUCUAUCUAUCUAUCUAUCUAUCUAUCUAUCUAUCUAUCUAUCUAUGUCAGUCUCUUUCUUUCUUUCUUUCUUUCUUUCUUUCUUUCACAUUCUAUUCUUAUAUCUAUCUAUCUAUCUAUCUAUCUAUCUAUCUAUCUAUCUAUCUAUGUCAGUCUCAUCUUUCUGUCUUUCUUCCGUCCUUCCUUCUUUUCUUUCUUUCACAUUCUAUUCUUAUAUCUAUCUAUCUAUCUAUCUAUCUAUCUAUCUAUCUAUCUAUGUCAGUCUCAUCUUUCUGUCUUUCUUCCGUCCUUCCUUCUUUUCUUUCUUUCACAUUCUAUUCUUAUAUCUAUCUAUCUAUCUAUCUAUCUAUCUAUCUAUCUAUCUAUCUAUGUCAGUCUCAUCUAUCUAUUUCUUCCGUCCUUCCUUCUUCUUUAUCAUUCUAUUAUAUAUAUAUAUCUAUAUCUAUAUAUAUAUCUAUAUCUAAAUCUAUAUAGAUUUAUGUUCUCAUCUUUAUAUCUCUUCAGUGAUCCUUGUUUUAGGUAA